UCUGUAGUUCUGUACUCUCUCUCUUUUUUUCAAUUCGCGUUCUGCCUUAUCAUCACUGAACAACACUAUCACCGGUUCACUCUCUCAAUUCUCAAACCAAAACUCAAUUCUACAUUCAUGCAUUCAUGUUACAGUUACAGUUACAGUUACAGUUACAACUACAUUCCGUUCAAAUUAAACCGUUUAACUCCCCGAACCGUACCGGUUCGAGCAACAGUUACUUCAUCGGAAAAGCGGUCCAGAAAGAAGAAACCGGCGAAAGAUGACGAACGUUCGCUCGAGAACAGUCUCCGGUUCAGUUUCAUGGAGGAACUCAUGAACCGAGCUAAGAACCGUGACUCAACCGGUGUUUCUCAAAUUAUGUAUGAUAUGAUUGCCGCUGGUUUGAAUCCCGGUCCAAGAUCGUUUCACGGUUUGGUAGUUUCGUAUGCUCUUAACGGUGAUGAACAAGCCGCGAUGGAUUCGCUGAGGAGAGAGUUAGGUGCAGGGCUUCGGCCGAUUCAUGAAACUUUCGUUACAUUGGUAAGAUUGUUUGGGUCUAAAGGCCAUGCUACUAAAGGUUUAGAGAUACUCGGAGCUAUGGAAAAGCUAAAUUAUGAUAUUCGUCAUGCUUGGCUAAUUCUUAUUGAGGAACUUGUUCGGAAUAAGCAUUUGGAAGAUGCAAACAAAGUGUUCUUGAAGGGCUCUAAGGGGGGCCUCAGGGCUACUGAUGAAGUUUAUGAUCUUCUAAUUGUGGAAGACUGCAAAGCGGGAGACCAUUCUAAUGCUUUAGAAAUUUCCUAUGAGAUGGAAGCUGCUGGACGAAUGGCAACAACGUUCCAUUUUAAUUGCCUCCUCUCUGUGCAGGCUACCUGCGGAAUACCUGAAAUAGCCUUUACAACAUUUGAGAACAUGGAAUAUGGAGAAGAUUAUAUGAAGCCUGAUACAGAAACAUACAAUUGGGUCAUUCAAGCGUAUACUAGAGCUGAUUCUUACGACAGAAUGCAAGAUGUUGCUGAGUUGCUUGGCAUGAUGGUUGAAGAUCAUAAGCGCAUACAGCCAAAUGUGAAGACCCAUGCGUUGUUAGUUGAGUGUUUUACCAAGUACUGUGUAGUACGAGAAGCUAUCAGGCAUUUCCGAGCACUUAAAAACUUCGAAGGGGGUACACAAGUUCUACAUAAUGAAGGGAACUAUGGAGAUCCUCUUUCUUUGUACCUUCGGGCAUUGUGUCGGGAAGGAAGGAUUACUGACAUGCUUGAAGCUUUAGAAGCUAUGGACAAAGAUAACAUGCAAAUCCCCUCGCGGGCAAUGAUCUUGAGCAGAAAAUACCGGACAUUAGUGAGCUCAUGGAUUGAACCUUUACAAGAGGAGGCUGGACUUGGUUAUGAGAUUGAUUAUAUUGCCAGAUAUGUUGAAGAAGGUGGCCUUACUGGAGAGCGCAAACGGUGGGUGCCUCGAGGUGGUAAAACACCUCUAGAUCCUGAUGUUGAAGGAUUUAUAUUUUCAAACCCAAUUGAAACCUCCUUCAAACAAAGAUGCCUUGAGGAGAGGAAGUUGUACCAUAGGAAGCUUCUGAAGAAGUUGCAGUAUGAAGGAAUUGUAGCUUUAGGUGAUGGUGUAUCUGAAUCUGAUUAUGUUAGAGUGCUCGAGUGGCUAAAGAAAAUCAUAAAGGGGCCUGAACAGAAUGCUUUAAAACCUAAGGCUGCUAGUAAAAUGCUUGUGAAUGAAUUGAAGGAAGAACUAGAAGCACAAGGUUUGCCUACUGAUGGAAACAGAAGUGUUCUUUACCAGCGUGUUCAGAAAGCACGGAGAAUAAAUCAAUCGCGUGGUCGGCCGCUUUGGGUUCCUCCCAUUGAAGAGGAGGAAGAAGAGGUGGAUGAAGAGCUGGAUGCGUUGAUUUCACGCAUAAAGCUGGAGGAAGGAAAUACAGAGUAUUGGAAACGUCGCUUCUUAGGAGAAGGUUUAAAUGCAUUGGUUGAAGGUAAAUCAGAGUCCCCUGAUGUUCAAGAUUAUAUUGAUGUUGGAGAGGAUGAUGCAAAAGAGGCUGUAGAUGAUGAUGAUGAUGAUGAUGAUGAUGAUGAGGAGGAGGAGGAGGAGGAGGAAGUAGAACAGGCAGAAGAGGAAGUUGAAGAACCAGUAGUAAGCCAAGAUGUAGAGAAGAUAAAGGAAAAGGAAAAGGAAGUUGAAGGGGAAAAGUCCCUUCAAAUGAUUGGAAUCCAGUUGUUGAAAGAUUCUGACCAACCCCCUACCACUUCUAAAAGGUUUAGAAGGAGAAGAACAUAUGAGGAUGAUGUCGACGAUGAUUGGUUUCCUUUGGAUAUAUUUGAGGCAUUUAAGGAAAUGAGGAAUCGAGGAUUUUUUGAUGUGUCAGACAUGUAUACCUUAGCAGAUGCUUGGGGAUGGACAUGGGAGAGAGAACUGAAGAACAAACAGCCUCAUAGAUGGUCACAGGAAUGGGAAGUCGAGCUGGCAAUCAAAGUUAUGCAGAAGGUCAUAAAAUUAGGAGGUACACCAACUAUUGGAGAUUGUGCCAUGAUCUUGCGUGCAGCUAUAAGAGCACCUCUACCUUCAGCUUUCUUGACAAUUUUGCAGACAACUCAUAGUCUUGGUUAUAAGUUUGGGAGACCGCUAUAUGAAGAGGUUAUCUCUCUCUGCCUUGAUCUUGGGGAACUAGAUGCAGCUGUUGCUGUUGUGGCAGACUUGGAGACCACGGGGAUCACGGUUUCAGACCAGACUCUGGACAGGGUGAUUUCUGGUAAAUAGGGGAUUGGCAGUGCUUCAAAUGGUGGUGACAUGGAUGCAGAAUUGUGAUACUAUACCUUCAUGUUGUACUAUUUUAAACGGGAAAAGGGAGUGGUAGUGGUUAAUUGUCUUGUAAUAAUAAUUAUUUCAUUGUUGUAAUCUAGUUCAAAUUUUGAGUAGAGCUGUUAAUGUAUAGCAUCAAAACCUGAAAACUAUCAAGUUUGUAGAUUUGUCAUGCUGCUUA
Trifolium pratense (red clover) is the source of this 2965-nucleotide messenger RNA. RefSeq lists its product as uncharacterized. The transcript is spliced from 13 exons. The record is from RefSeq and is a predicted model, not a curated record. Gene Ontology annotation, molecular function: protein binding. NCBI's taxonomy places the organism in Eukaryota, Viridiplantae, Streptophyta, Magnoliopsida, Fabales, Fabaceae. Bases 118 to 2742 code for a protein of 874 amino acids.